Molecule: messenger RNA, 3611 nt
Organism: Filobasidium floriforme
Lineage: Eukaryota; Fungi; Basidiomycota; Tremellomycetes; Filobasidiales; Filobasidiaceae
Product: phospholipid methyltransferase-domain-containing protein
Exons: 14
Coding region: 111-3284 (1057 amino acids)
Biological process (GO): phosphatidylcholine biosynthetic process
Molecular function (GO): phosphatidylethanolamine N-methyltransferase activity
Source: RefSeq, a predicted model, not a curated record
UGGUUGAUAGCGUGUUGUAUGCUCGUAUCCUGCCAUCAACAACAGUCAGAUAGCAACCGACGUUACUUUCGGCUCUUGCUAGAUUCCAAGGACUAGGUCUUUCGGAUUAGAUGGAAGCCAACGAGCUUCGUUACAGGGGUUCGUCCGGGAAUGAAACCCCCGGACGGACCACCGCCGACGCUUCUUCGGAACAAAAGCAGCCACAUGCAAAAGACAUCAGCGAGGGUAGAACUUCCGUCUCGACUGAAAAUGCUGGAGUGAUGUAUGGAAGGACUCCCAAGGGAGAUAUCUUCAAAGUCCCCACGACCCACUCUUUCGUCCACACCUUGUCUCACACCCUGUUCACCUCGCAAUUGACUCAGCUCACGCUCCUCACCCUCGGCCUACAAUUCGUCAUCUUCUGGUACCUCCCGCGUUACGUCUCUGGACCUUUCUUCCUGCUCUACUUUGCCUUUUGGCGAGCGGCUUACGACGGCGGGCUCGGUUGGGUCUUGAGAAGACAGAGCGAGAAGAAGUGGAUCGUCAAGAAACUCUACAAAUUCGGAUGGCUGGCCAAGGACGAUCAGGGCUGGGCGGGUUGGUGGCGCAAGGAGUUGGAGGCCAAGCUGGGUAACGAGGGGUACAGGUGGAAUGACGUUCCGGAAGAGUUCAACUCGUGGUUGAUCUUUCGUCAGCUUGUCGACAUCAUCCUCCUCAACGACUUCCUCUCCUACUGCUUCUUCGCCCUCGCCUACCUUCACCUCCCUGCCAACCAGUCCAUCUUUACCCAUCUCUUCCGCUGGGUCUUCGGUUGGACCUUGAUCGCCUUUAACCUCUGGGUCAAGAUCGACGCUCAUCGGGUCGUCAAAGACUACGCUUGGUACUGGGGUGAUGCUUUCUGGUUGAUCGUCCAGCAGGAGGAAUUGGUGUUUGACGGAGUUUACGAGAUCGCGCCGCAUCCAAUGUACUCGGUCGGUUAUGCGGGCUAUUACGGUCUCUCGAUCGUCACGGGAUCGUACACCGUCUUCUUCGUCUCCCUCAUCGCCCACGCUGCUCAAUUCGCCUUCUUGCUCUGGUUCGAAAAUCCUCAUAUCGAGCGAAUCUAUGGAGGUGGCAAGAAGCCUCUGGCGGGUAUGCCGACCUCGAAGUCGGAUGAGGUUUCUGGCCACGCAGAGUCUGCGAUCGGUGGUCACUCACAAGAUCGAACUCCCAGCGUUACUGACGGCGAAACCGACAAUGAGUGGGAUCGAAACCCAGAUCUUGACACUCCUGUUCAAGAGACUAUCCCACAAAUUGCUCGAUCUCAGAGCCAGUCGGUCGAGCCCACGCGGCUUACCAUGCGAGAACUUUCGCUGCAAUACCUCCAGCGACCGGCCAUCAUCUUUUCCAACAUUGACCUCUUCCGAGCCACGGAUUUCACCUUCACCUUGCUCGUGGGCUACGCUGUUUUGCCGGCAAUGUUCAGCCCGGUCGUCAUCACUCGACCCCGCCUGAGCUUGGCAUUCUACUUUUUACAUGCCCUCGCUUGGCGCAUGUUCCACUCUUUCGGGUUAGGUUUCCUUUUGAAGGUUCAGUCCGAAGAGAGGUGGUUGGUCAGGCAUUUCCUCAAGCACUACCACUACCCUGCGGUACAGCGUUCCAGCUCCUCCAAGCAGUCAAAGUCGAAUAGUACCGAUCUCGCCUCUGGGGAUGAAGCCGGAGAAGAUGCUUCGGAUGAUAUUCCCGCCGCGACCAGAGACGCGUUCGACAACUGGAAGGUACUCUACAAUACUAGCUUGGUGAUGACUUAUGUCUCCUUUACAUGCCUGGCUUGGAAGAUCUACAGCAUUCCGAAUGACUGGACAGUCAGUGGACAACUGUUGCGUCACGUCCUCGGCAGCCUCCUUAUCGCUUUGCAUAUUUGGUCGGCCUACUCCAGUUUCGAGGUGUUGGGAGCUUUUGGUUGGCUCUACUCGGACUUCUUCCUGGUCGACAGGAUCCCUUCGAAGCUCGCUUAUACCGGAAUUUACCGAUUCUUGAACAACCCGGAACGAAGCAUGGGUGGUGCUGCCUUCCUUGGCUUGAGCCUGAUCAGCGGAAGCAAGCUCGUUGCUCUCCUAGCUGUUGUCUCUCACUUGAGUCAUUGGUGGUUCCUCUCUUUCGUCGAAAAGCCCCACAUGCAGAAACUCUACGGUGAACGUCUGAGAAAGGACGGAGGUCUGACCAAGACCCUUAAGACCGUUGCUGGCAAGCACGCCAGGAAGCUUGAAAGCAGGGCAGGCCGUCAUGCACCUGAGCUCAAGCGAGCUAUCAGCGAAGUCAAGGAGACCAUGGUCCGGGUCGAGGAGAGAGUCUCCGAAGCGAUGGAAGAUUUCUUGCAGUCUGCUCGACCUCGACUGAACGAGGUGGUACAUGAUACCAAGCAGCUCAUCCAACAGUCGAGGGAGAAGAUGAUCAUUACUCGUACGGCCAAUGACAUUGGCUCGAUCGACCGGUCUCGCUACCAUAUCACGGUCCCGACCUCGGCUGCCCGCGCCGACAAGCCCAUUCGAUUCCACGUCGGACAACCCAUACGCAUCUCCUGGAACGCGCCUCCCGGUCAUUCCCGCAAGGACUGGAUCGGAAUCUACCGUCUCGGGUCGUGUCAAUCAGAGGAGAUUACCAAGAUCUCUUCCGUUGGCAAGUGGGUCCCUCUCUACGACGAGGAGUGGGACGGUAAUACGCCUGUCGAAACUCCUGUCAGGGGUACGUCUGACGCCGGCACCGUCAUCUUUGACAAGGAAAAGCUUCCUUGGCAGCCCGGCAUGUACGAGCUCAGGUUGCACCAUGACGGCAAGCAUUCUGUCCUCGACAAGAUUGCCCCGCUCGAGAUCUUUGUCCCCCGUCGCGAGCGAUCCGAGUCCUUUGCACAGACUCGGCAAGCUGUCGUCACGAUCGUCGCCCUAUCGGUCGAUUUGGACCCCAAGUUGAUGCCUCAGUCGGCUACCAAGCUGGCUCCUCGUCUCGCUUCAGGGAUCCCCUUUGAGGAAUUGACCCCAACGGACAUCUCGAACAAUCUCGGCACGGGGCUUUCACAGACGACUCCCGACGUCUCUGAUCGCGUCCCGCUUGCAUCGCCCGCCAUCGGGGACGAGAUCGACGACUUUGCCAUCAUGGACGAACAUCAAGUCAAGAGGAUCACGUCGAUCAUCAAACAGGCCUUUGAUGUGGAGCUCUCGAUGGACAUGAUACUGGCCAAUACGAACGCGUCGGCCAUCGCCAAGAGGGUCCGCGAUUCGAGACGCCUGCUCGUAGACGAGGUCGGUACGAACACGGCGAGUGGGUGAACGCUCACGCCGUGCGAGAUGGGUUUCAACAUGACCCAUGCACCCUAGCCAGUGUGGUAUCUUUGACAAUUGCCCUUCGAUCAAGUGACCCUGUUGAAUGUUUCAACCGUCAUCAGGUUCACGAAGGGGUCCUUUCGGCGAGCUCGCGAAGCGUGUAUCCGUCGGUUCCCUUGAUCCGAGUUCUAUAUUUAAUUGCGUGUUUCCAUGGGAUAUAUAGAAUUUGAUUGGCGAGAGUGUGCCGAACCACCCCCCUUUCCACAGGAAGGAAGGAUGGCGGAAGUGAUCCGAAACCCGCGGGGUUAGAGAAUUGUUUCGAACCGAUGCCGA